AUGCGAGAGUUGCUCCAAAACUUUAUCCAUGCCUUCUUCAGAAACCAAAGCAGAUCUCCUUCCCCACUGUUUCUAGAGAGUGCUUCAAGGUAUCUAAGGCCAUCCAGGUUUGCCGGCAUAGGAGAUGACGAGAUAGAGAAUGCAAUCAAGGCCAAAUCAUAUAAGGCAUAUUUGGCAUAUAGAAGAAUGAAGAAAAACAGCAUUACAAAAAUGCUUUGCUAUGUUCUGGCAGAGGUAGCCGACUCUACUCCCUCUAUAAUGGACGAGCUUAACAGAAAUGUGAAAAGAGGCGCCCUGGGAAUCGAGGUUUCCUAUUUCACAGAAUCAAGUCUUGCCUUUAUAAAAGAAAAUGCAGGCACGCAUAUAUACUCAAUCGUGUUCCAGAUAUAUCAAAAUGCAUGCAUAUACAAGAAGCUUAAAUCAGAAACAUUCUUUUCUUCAAAGGCGCAUUCGCACUUCUACGAAAUCGUGAGAGAAGAGCUUCAAAGAUACGAAAAGUCUGUCAUCGAGCAAGAUGAGGAACUUCUUUCGUUUUACACCGGUAUGUAUUCCAUGUAUAUACGAAUUCAGAUAGUUCAUCAGUUAAAUGAGUGCUUUAGAGAUAAUCCCAAGAAGCCCUUUGAGUUUCUUAGAUUCAACUUUAUUUCCAACCAUCCAUUCUACAGAAGGGUUUUGGAAUCAAGCUGCUUGCACAUCAACACCUGUCUCAGAGAGUUCUUGUUCACAGGAUGCUUUAGAGACGAAACAUGCGAGUUUUUUAUAUCCAGAAAGGCAUCCAUAGACCCCUGGGAAGAAUUCAGUAUCGACUUUGGACUUGUUCCUUACUUUAUCAAUAACAGGGUCGCUCAGAAAAUAUUAUACAUAGGAAAGUGCUCGUCCCUCUUGGGAGGAUACAGUGCUGAAAAAAUGGUCGGAUUGGAUAAUCUCCUUCAAGUUCAAGUAUCCACCGAGGAUCAAGGCAAGGUCGUUCAGAGCCAUAGCCUCCUUGAUGAAGAGGAAGAAAGCAGUGACAAGCAUAUCGACAUCCUGAAUCCAGAUCUUGAGGAGAGUAUAGACAUAAUGCUCUAUAAGAUCAAUAAGAAGGUAGAUCGUGUUUUUCUUAGAAACCCUAGCAUAUCUAGCCAGAUAGGCGGAAUCAAAAACACUUUUUUGUUUGGUAGAUGCGACUUCAUUGAAACGCUUUUUCUCUAUCUAAAAGACAGCAAGGAUCUCAGUAGAAAAAGCUUCAGCUAUAUUCUGGACCUAGCCAUUAGAAACACCUAUGGGGGUGUUGAUGAAUUUACCUCUAAGCUGGGGGUAUACAUCGUGGACGAUGAAAACAAGUAUGAAAAUUUCGCACUGUUCUGUCAAGUAGACUAUCCUGCAAGCAUAAUAGUCACAAAGGAAAGCAUCCUUAAGCUUGUAACAAUAUUUCAGUUUCUUUGGAAGCUGAAGAGAGUUGAGCAUCUUCUUCUAAGAGUUUCAAAGAUGGAAAUGCAAAAGAAGCUCAAGAUAAAGGUUAUUUCCUACAAAACCUUACUUUAUAAAAUAAGCUAUUUUGUUUUUGAGGAGGUGAUAGCAAGAAAAUGGAAGUUCUUCUCUGCAGUUGAUGAAAUGCCUCUGGACGGGCUGAGACUAGGAAUAGAAAGGGCUUUAGACGAGGUUAUAGGUAUAUGCCAAAUCGGAGGGUGUAUCGAGGCUCUGCUUGAUUCAAUGAAGAACUCAUUAAUGGAUGUAGGAACAGGAUCAUCUUUGUUUAAGGAUUCCAGGAUCCAAGGAAAACUAUCGGAGCUAAUAGAAACAUCUAGAGAUAAUUUUAUUGGGACGUCGUUAUAUGACCUCCACAGAUAUGCUUAG
Molecule: messenger RNA, 1836 nt
Organism: Encephalitozoon hellem ATCC 50504
Lineage: Eukaryota; Fungi; Microsporidia; Unikaryonidae
Product: Spc97/Spc98-like spindle pole body protein
Exons: 1
Coding region: 1-1836 (611 amino acids)
Biological process (GO): mitotic cell cycle; meiotic cell cycle; microtubule nucleation
Cellular component (GO): spindle pole; centrosome; equatorial microtubule organizing center
Molecular function (GO): microtubule minus-end binding; gamma-tubulin binding
Source: RefSeq, a predicted model, not a curated record